GCCGCCGGGAUGCCCCAACUCUCCGGAGGAGGUGGCGGCGGCGGGGGGGACCCGGAACUCUGCGCCACGGACGAGAUGAUCCCCUUCAAGGACGAGGGCGAUCCUCAGAAGGAAAAGAUCUUCGCCGAGAUCAGUCAUCCCGAAGAGGAAGGCGAUUUAGCUGACAUCAAGUCUUCCUUGGUGAACGAGUCUGAAAUCAUCCCGGCCAGCAACGGACACGAGGUGGCCAGACAAGCACAAACCUCUCAGGAGCCCUACCACGACAAGGCCAGAGAACACCCCGAUGACGGAAAGCAUCCAGAUGGAGGCCUCUACAACAAGGGACCCUCCUACUCGAGUUAUUCCGGGUACAUAAUGAUGCCAAAUAUGAAUAACGACCCAUAUAUGUCAAAUGGAUCUCUUUCUCCACCCAUCCCGAGAACAUCAAAUAAAGUGCCCGUGGUGCAGCCAUCCCAUGCGGUCCAUCCUCUCACCCCCCUCAUCACUUACAGUGACGAGCACUUUUCUCCAGGAUCACACCCGUCACACAUCCCAUCAGAUGUCAACUCCAAACAAGGCAUGUCCAGACAUCCUCCAGCUCCUGAUAUCCCUACUUUUUAUCCCUUGUCUCCGGGUGGUGUUGGACAGAUCACCCCACCUCUUGGCUGGCAAGGUCAGCCUGUAUAUCCCAUCACGGGUGGAUUCAGGCAACCCUACCCAUCCUCACUGUCAGUCGACACUUCCAUGUCCAGGUUUUCCCAUCAUAUGAUUCCCGGUCCUCCUGGUCCCCACACAACUGGCAUCCCUCAUCCAGCUAUUGUAACACCUCAGGUCAAACAGGAACAUCCCCACACUGACAGUGACCUAAUGCACGUGAAGCCUCAGCAUGAACAGAGAAAGGAGCAGGAGCCAAAAAGACCUCACAUUAAGAAGCCUCUGAAUGCUUUUAUGUUAUACAUGAAAGAAAUGAGAGCGAAUGUCGUUGCUGAGUGUACUCUAAAAGAAAGUGCAGCUAUCAACCAGAUUCUUGGCAGAAGGUGGCAUGCCCUCUCCCGUGAAGAGCAGGCUAAAUAUUAUGAAUUAGCACGGAAAGAAAGACAGCUACAUAUGCAGCUUUAUCCAGGCUGGUCUGCAAGAGACAAUUAUGGUAAGAAAAAGAAGAGGAAGAGAGAGAAACUACAGGAAUCUACAUCAGGUGGAAAACGAAGCUCAUUCCCAACGUGCAAAGCCAAGGCAGCGACCCCAGGACCUCUUCUGGAGAUGGAAGCUUGUUGAAAACCCAGACUGUCUCCACGGCCCGCCCAGUCGACCCCAAAGGAACACUGACAUCAAUUUUACCCUGAGGUCACUGCUAGAGAUGCUGAUCCAUAAAGACAAUCACUGCCAACCCCUCUUUUGUCUACUGCAAGAGCCAAGUUCCAAAAUAAAGCAUAAAAAGGUUUUUUAAAAGGAAAUGUAAAAGCACAUGAGAAUGCUAGCAGGCUGUGGGGCAGCUGAGCAGCUUUUCUCCCCUCAUAUCUGUGUGCACUUCCCAGAGCAUCUUGCAUCCAAACCUGUAACCUUUCGGCAAGGACAGUAACUUGGCUGCAUUUGCCUGUCAUGCGCAACUGGAGCCAGCAACCAGCACAUCCAUCAGCACCCCAGUGGAGGAGUUCGUGGAAGAGUUCCCUCUUUGUUUCUGUCUUCAUUUUUCUUUCUCUUCUUUUCUCCUAAAGCUUUUAUUUAACAGUGCAAAAGGAUCAGUUUUUUUUGUUUGCUUUUUUAAACUUGAAUUUUUUUAAUUUACACUUUUUAGUUUUAAUUUUCUUGUUGUAUAUUUUGCUAGCUAUGAGCUUUUAAAUAAAAUUCAAAGUUCUGGAAAAGUUUGAAAUAAUGAAAUAAAAAGAAGCCUUCUUUUUCUGAGACAGCUUGUCUGGUAAGUGGCUUCUCUGUGAAUUGCCUGUAACGCAUAGUGGCUUCUCCGCCCUUGUAAGGUGUUCAAUAGAGCUAAAUAACGUAAUAGCCAAACCCACUCUGUUGGUAGCAAUUCGCAGCCCUAUUUCAGUUUAUUUUUUCUUCUGUUUUCUUCUUUUCUUUUUUUAAACAGUAAACCUUAACAGAUGCAUUCAGCAGACUGGUUUGCAGUGAAUUUUCAUUUCUUUCCUUAUUACCCCCUUGUUGUAAAAAGCCCAGCACUUGAAUUGUUAUUACUUUAAAUGUUCUGUAUUUGUAUCUGUUUUUAUUAGCCAAUUAGUGGGAUUUUAUGCCAGUUGUUAAAAUGAGCAUUGAUGUACCCAUUUUUUUAAAUAGCAAGGCACAGUCUUUGCCCAAAACUGUCAUCCUAACGUUUGUCAUUCCAGUUUGAGUUAAUGUGCUGAGCAUUUUUUUAAAAGAAGCUUUGUAAUAAAACAUUUUUAAAA
Molecule: messenger RNA, 2378 nt
Organism: Pongo pygmaeus (Bornean orangutan)
Lineage: Eukaryota; Metazoa; Chordata; Mammalia; Primates; Hominidae
Gene: LEF1
Product: lymphoid enhancer binding factor 1
Exons: 11
Coding region: 10-1254 (414 amino acids)
Biological process (GO): regulation of transcription by RNA polymerase II; canonical Wnt signaling pathway
Cellular component (GO): chromatin; beta-catenin-TCF complex
Molecular function (GO): RNA polymerase II cis-regulatory region sequence-specific DNA binding; DNA-binding transcription factor activity, RNA polymerase II-specific
Source: RefSeq, a predicted model, not a curated record